Messenger RNA from Pelobates fuscus (common spadefoot toad), 1607 nucleotides. Its product is annotated as deoxyribonuclease-1-like. Gene Ontology annotation, cellular component: nucleus. Lineage: Eukaryota; Metazoa; Chordata; Amphibia; Anura; Pelobatidae. Gene Ontology annotation, molecular function: deoxyribonuclease I activity; DNA binding. Gene Ontology annotation, biological process: DNA catabolic process. Bases 108 to 1169 code for a protein of 353 amino acids. The record is from RefSeq and is a predicted model, not a curated record. The transcript has 10 exons.
AAAGGUUUUGCUGAAAGUAAAGUCACGGAACAUUAACUUAAAAGCCUGUGGAUUAUUAUCACACCUCUACAUAUCUCCAACUGGGAAUUAAAAAUACAGGAGGAGACAUGAGGUGGCUGAUCGUGUUGGCUCUCACAGCCUACGUCCUUCAAGCCUGUCUAGCCUUUAAAAUUGCUUCAUUCAACAUCCAGAGGUUUGCCAUCUCUAAAGUUGACGAUCCCUUUGUUCUGGAUCUUCUGAUACGUAUAUUGAGAAGAUAUGAGCUGAUCUCAGUCCAAGAAGUAAUGAAUUCAGAUAACACAGCGAUUAUCAGGCUUGUUCAGGAGCUCAACCUAGCCACUGGUUUAAAGUACAACGUGUUGAUCUCUGAUCACCUGGGGCGUAGUACUUACCGGGAGAAGUAUGUCUAUAUAUACAGAGAAGAUAUCCUAAAGCCAACAGAGUGGUAUCAUUAUGAUGAUGACUGUGAAGUCUGUGGCACGGACACAUUCAUGAGGGAGCCAUUUGUGGUUCGUUUUUCUUCUUUGACUACAGAGUUGAAAGACUUUGUCUUAGCUACGAUUCACACAAGCCCAGAUUACGCUGUGCUGGAGGUAGAUGCUCUGUACGAUGUGUGGGAAGACGCCAAGCAACGCCUGCUUACAGAGGAUAUUAUGAUUUUGGGAGACUACAACUCAGACUGCAGUUAUGUGAAAGCCAGCCAUUGGCCCAGCAUCCGCCUUCGUCAGGAACAGAGCCUCCAGUGGCUGAUUGGUGAAGGGGCCGACACCACCGUCAGCCCCAACAAUAACUGUGCCUAUGACAGGUUUGUGGUCAGUGGUUCGAGAAUGCAGAAGGCAGUGAUACCUGAUUCAGCCAAGCCUCUGAACUUUGAAGUGGAAUAUGGGCUGACCAAUGACGAGGCUAAAGCAGUGUCCGAUCACUACCCAAUUGAGGUGGAACUAUAUGAAGAUGUUUUUUACAGUGGUCGAUAUUUCGAGACCAGUUCCACUGUAGGGAUAAGUGGAGGUCUGUCCCUCAAUGGCGUCUGUGACUGCGCAGGAGUGGAAUUUGCAAGCUGCAAUGGGCGCUGUGGGUCCUCGUCCAAAAAUUUCCCUUGUAACUGCAAUGCUACGUGUAGCAGUAAUGGCAACUGUUGCACUGACUACAAGGCGUACUGCAAGCCGUAGGUCUCUGGACCUGAAUUUAGACUCUGAAGACUAACAAACAAUAUUUACUACAUUAAAAAAACACUGCAGAAUACGCUGGUAGUUUAUUAAUUCCCCAUUAUAAGCUAACAAUUUUUACCUGACCCAUCAAAGGAUCUUUAGUUAAAACUAGCCAUAAUGUUUGCCUUUACUUUAUAUUUUAUUUGAUCCAGCCCGAUUAGUAAUAAUUAUCUUUAUUUAAUAAUGGAAUUGUUUAUCUUCAGUACAUCAGCAUUAUUUUACAGCAAAAUUGAGUUUUGGGAGCAGGUAGGGAAAUGUUACGGUGUAAAGAAAUGUAUAGAUGUCCACCAUAUUUACCCUUUGGCAGUGCAAGCAGCUAGUGGGUAAAGGGUUUAUGAUAUUAAAAAUAAUGAAUUCAAAUAGAGUUAAUAUAUCAUGAUAAUGAUAAUCAUAUAAAUA